This is a messenger RNA of Symbiodinium sp. CCMP2592, 1983 nucleotides long. The record is from the annotation of a GenBank genome assembly. NCBI's taxonomy places the organism in Eukaryota, Dinophyceae, Suessiales, Symbiodiniaceae.
AUGGGAGUGAGCGGCGGCAAUUGGGAUGAUGACGAGGAGGUUAGCCGAAAUGCGCCGACGGUGACGUACGGCUUGGAACCGUUCGUCUUCGAUCCGGGCCCUCAGCCGACACAGGAGGAGCUUGCCAACGAUGCGGAGCGACGUGUGCGGCAGGACAAGCGCUUUCGCGAGGCCCUGCGCCGACAGAAGGCUGCCAUCACAGCCAUCCUCCAAGGAUGCUUGGAGAAGGUGAAUGGUCAGUUGGAGCGAGGAGAGGCCGUUUGCCAAAAGGCACACUUCCCGCUGCUUCAUCCAGUGGAGUUCGAGGAUUUGGAGGCGUUUGCUCGCCACGACCACUUUGUGCUGGACCUUCGCAUUGACAAGGUAGAUGAAGCUCUUCAGACACUCGUGAGCUGCCUCUUUGGGGCGGUUUGGACGAACGUGCAUGUCGAAAACGUCACGAAAGCCAAAGGUCUAGAACGGUUCAACCAGGCUCUUCAAGAAAGGAUGACGACUUUGGAGCACCACCUGAAGGAUCGAUCGCGCCAACUUUCCAACUGUCGGUAUGCCUAUUUCCUUGAAAUCACACAUCUGCGUAACCAGCUCUACAUCAAGCACCAAGAGGGUGAUGAGAAUUUUGAGCCAGUUGAAGCUUACUUUUUUGACCCGACCGAGUAUCUGGAGGAGGAGUUGCGACAGCAGUUAAAUGACAAGAUCACGCUUAGUGUGAAGGUCUACAGUGACAAGCUGAGAAUCUGCCAGCGGCGCAUUGCAGACUUGGAGCUGCAGCUCGAGACUGUUGAGGCUCUGAGCCGCAGUCGAGAAGAUGACAGCGCGGACAACUGCAUUCAGUUUGCGUGCAACAAGCACGGCUCCCAGAACGUCAUCGACUCCCUGGCCAGACUGGCGGACAAGGAGAUGAUCGAAUGGGCCAAGACUGUUGUGAAAUCGCAGACUUCCCCAGCUGCCGACGAGUCGCCUGUGCAACAUCAAGCAUCGGCCAAAAACGUGGAAGCGCUUCGCCAGGCUCUGAUGCAGGCUGGCACCGAGCUCGAGGAAGAGCGAGCGCUACGGAAAAAAGCAGAGGAGGAGAUUGCCACGCUGCAGCGUGAGGUGCAGAAUCUCCGCGAUGCCGCCGAGGCACAGGCUCGGCGCAGUGACUCGAUGGCAGAGGAGCUGCGAGCGAACUCGAAGCCGAAAUUUCAAGCGGCCAAAAGCCGAGUUUUCGAUGACGCGGAGGAGAUGGACGAGCUCCGAAAGCAGGUUGCCAAGCUGAAGCUCCAAUUGGAGAAAGAGCGCUUGCGAGCUGCUGAGCCACCUGUCGAAGCCAAAGCCAAGCUCGACGACUACGAUGAAGCGCAAGCCAUCCUGCAGGAAGCGCAUGUGGCCGCAGGCAAUGAGCCGCCGCCAGAGGAUACGACGCUGAGCGACAGUGCUGUACAGAUCCGGCAAGUGUUGCGAAAGAAGACGCAAGAGUUGGAGAAUCUCCGCGGCGCUUCGAAGGAAGCAUCGAGACAGUCCAGCAAGAAGCGGCUGCCGGUCGAUGGCGAGGAAGAGGACGAGGAUCCCGAGGAACGGGCGGCAGAGUUUGAAGCUGCCGUGGACGCAGAAAUCGCACGCCGAGCUGCCAGCAAAGCAACAGUGUCUGGCACUGGCUGCGAAUGCGAGGCGCAAACCAACAUCACGGCAGCGGGAGACAGCUUCUACUUCCUGGAAGCUCCUGAGACAGAGCUCGAGGCUGCCAUCCGGGCGGAGCUCGAGGACCUGAAGGCCUGUGCGCAGAGCGCCUACUUGCCAGCGCUGGGCGCAAUCCGGCUGGCGCAGAAGCCUCCGAAGGGUCAGGGAAGCGGCCGCUGCUCUCGUGGAGCAUUCCUUCGGCUUUUCCAAGGGGUCAGGACAUGGGGCGUGAAAGGCAAAGCCAUCGCUCUCACGCAGUGCCGCUCCUUGCUCCUUCGCGUGAACACACACACAUAUGUAUGUAUAUAUAUAUAUAUAUAUAUGUAA